UUAUUAUAUGUACCUAGUUUAUAAUAAAAAUAAGUGUGUUUUUGUUAAAAUGUCGAAGCUUAAAACAGUGUCGUAUGAGGAAGCCCUCACCUUAACAGGGUUCGGAAAGUUCAACUUGUUGACUUUCCUGCUGGCCAGCAGUAUAGUGAUGAGCAUGGCCUUCGAGAUGCUGUCCGUAGCAUACCUGGUGCCUGCCAGUGCUUGCGAGCUGCUCACCACUAGCACGGACCAGGGCCUGAUGGCUGCAGUACCACUUAUAGGAAUAAUACUGACGUCCUACUUCUGGGGUUACAUGGGGGACACGCGAGGGAGGAAGAAGGUGCUGUGCAUCUGCAUGACGACCAGUUCCAUCGCCAGCAUCCUGGCUGCCUUCUCUCCGGACUGGAUCACUUUCAGCGUGUUGAAGUUUAUAUCUUCAGGCUCAGUUUCAGGAGCUCUGGCGUUAGCGCUGACGCUACUGAGCGAAUGCACGCCGGCAGCUAAACGGUCAAUCCUGAUUAUGCUUACUUCUUCUUUCUUCCUCGGCUCCACUGGUAUCAUGGCCAUCGUAGCCAUCCCAGUGCUUCCUUUGAAGUUCCACUAUUACGUCCCAUUCCUCAACAUCCAGUUUAACUCAUGGCGUACUCUGAGUCUGAUCUUCAGUACGCCGUGUGUCUUGAGUGCGAUCGGUCUAUUAUUCUUGUGCGAGAGUCCAAAGUACCUUCUGAGCGUGGGCAAGGAUGAGAAGGCUUUGAAGAUUAUGAGAACUAUAUUCAGCAUUAAUAAUAAUAAAAGCCGUGACGACUACCCGGUGAAGUGUCUAGUUUUGGAUGAGCUGACUGCAUCACAUGCUCCCAAAGGCUUCUUCUCAUCGGUUGCCUCACAAACAAUUCCGUUAUUCAAGCCUCCAUUGCUGAAAAACACUGUUUUGCUUUGUGCCAUGAUGAUCAUCGUUUUGUUAUGCAUGCAACCGUACCUGGUGUGGUUUCCGUAUUUGAUAAAUGGAUUCAUGACAUCCGUGCAGAGGGGUGAAGAAAGCUUAACAAUCUGUCAAAGGCUGAGGGCGUCCCAAAAUAUGACGGAAACCACGGUGAACGAUUGUUCCAUAAACGAGUUUGCUUUGUCGAUGUUAAGCGGAAUGGGAUUCCUGCUGGCCGUCAUUAAUACUGUCCUGAGCUUUUUGAUCAACUACUUCGGGAGGAGGCGCUUGAUAAUCAUCGUUCAGUUCAUAGCUGGCAUCGGCGGCAUCUGCCUCAACUCCAGCAAGUUGUGGCAACUCAGUGGACUCCUGUUAUUCGUGUUCAUCGCCGGGAUCCUCAACUUCGGCAUGGUCACCACGGUCAGCGUUGAUCUCUUCCCCACUCAUGUUAAAGCAAUGGCAGUAUCCCUCACGAUGAUGAUAGGUCGUGUGAGUGCAGUCGUAGGCAUCAACAUUCUGAAGUUAUUGCUGGAGGUCAAUUGCGAAGCCUCAUUCUACAUGUUCGGCGCCGUUACAUUACUUGGCGUAGCUGUUAGCUUCUUACUUCCAAAGGAUCGGAAGCCUUCAUCGCGAAAUUGUACUGAGACUUGAGAUUACUUUAAGUUUGAAAACAGUGAUAAAUAUGAAGAUCAAUAUUUGUGUUUAUUAGUGCGUCUGCGAAGGACAUCAAAGGUCGAAUAGAGAGUGC
This is a messenger RNA of Chilo suppressalis (striped riceborer), 1646 nucleotides long. Lineage: Eukaryota; Metazoa; Arthropoda; Insecta; Lepidoptera; Crambidae. The record is from the annotation of a GenBank genome assembly.